This is a messenger RNA of Nomia melanderi (Alkali bee), 5443 nucleotides long. It is a transcript of the gene lqfR, whose product is annotated as clathrin interactor lqfR. The record is from RefSeq and is a predicted model, not a curated record. Gene Ontology annotation, biological process: 'de novo' cotranslational protein folding; endocytosis. Gene Ontology annotation, molecular function: phospholipid binding; Hsp90 protein binding; clathrin binding. Gene Ontology annotation, cellular component: cytosol; clathrin vesicle coat; endosome. NCBI's taxonomy places the organism in Eukaryota, Metazoa, Arthropoda, Insecta, Hymenoptera, Halictidae.
UUUAAAUAAUCAGUUGGCAACAGUUCAAACGGAUUUAUAUUUAAAUACAACGUAAAUAUGCCAAAUACUACGAAUGACAGUUCCAUUUUUAAAUGACUAAACGUCAACAUGAUACAGUUUAUAAUUGACAACUGACUGAGUUACGUUAAUUUACUUCCAGUUUUAUGAAGAUGAACAUUUUCUAUUCACUACGUAACAUUUAAUUAAAAUUUAUUUAUUUCAAUUGUCCAAACGAUUUUUUGUAGUUUCGAAUUAAAUAUUCGCUUAAUGAAUAUUGCGAAAAAAUAAGAAAAAAAAAGUUGAUAGAAGAACUCGUAAUAACGGAAAGUGAGGUUGGCAGACUUAAAACACCUGUGACGAUUAUUAGUUUAAUAGAACGUGGAAGGGAUAACAUGGCUACCGUCUGGUGACGUUCGUUCGUCGUCGCCGUCGCGAAAUCAAAUGCUCCCAAAAACAUCUGGUAAACAUUUCUCGGUGUAAGUUCCGUAGUUUUUUCGUGGAAAACGCAUAUUAUAUUUAGUGAAAAGUGUGAAGUACGAUGAUGAACAUGUGGAAAGUAAGGGAGUUAAUGGAUAAGGCGACCAAUGUGGUAAUGAAUUACACAGAAACGGAGGCCAAAGUUCGGGAAGCCACAAAUGACGAUGCGUGGGGUCCUACCGGGGCAAUGAUGCAAGAACUGGCUCAGGCUACAUUCACAUACGAGCAAUUUCCCGAGGUAAUGUCCAUGUUGUGGAAACGGAUGUUGCAAGAAAGACGAAAUUGGCGUCGGACUUACAAGUCUCUUUUACUUUUGAAUUACCUGGUACGUAAUGGUUCGGAAAGAGUGGUCACAUCGUCUAGGGAACAUAUUUAUGAUCUCAGAUCAUUAGAAAAUUACACUUGCUUUGAUGAAUUCGGAAAAGAUCAAGGAAUUAACAUAAGGCAUAAAGUUAGGGAAUUAAUUGACUUCAUACAAGAUGACGAUAAAUUAAGGGAAGAGAGAAAAAAAGCAAAAAAGAACAAGGACAAAUAUGUUGGCCUAUCCAGUGAAGCAAUGGGAAUGCGAUUUGGUGGUGGUGAUAGGUGGACGGAUAGUCCUAAAUGGGGUAAAAGUAGUAUAGACGCAUAUAAUGAUUGGGAUAAUCGUAGUAAAGGUUUUGAAGAUACAAACAACAGCGAUGAUGGUGAAAGAGAGGAUUCAGAUAACGAUGUUCAUCCAAAUCCAAAAAGAGGUGGCAGAGAAUAUAGAGAUACAAUGGAGAACGCAGACCAUGUUAAUAAAACCAAUACUGUAUCAACUGCUUCCACAAAUGCAUCACCAGCGCGAUUUUUACGAACUAUUAAAAAAGUAGAUUUGGGUGCUGCUGCAAAUUAUGGAAGAGAACAAUCCAAUAAUGGUAUAUCUGGAUUGCAAAAUAAUUCCCUGUCUUUGCCUAUCAAGCAAAAGAAUAAAAAUGAUAUUUUUGAUUCUCAAAAUGAGACCAAUACAAAAUCAGUAGUUGAUGAUGAUGAAGAUUUUAAUCCAAGGGCAAAUGUUCAACCUACUGUACAAAGUCAAAAUGCGAAUACAGACUUUGGAGAUUUCACGAGUGCAUUUGGAAGUCCUACUGUCAAAACGAAAGACAGUAAUGAUGAAUUUGCAGAUUUUACGUCUGCGUUUAACUCGUCUUUAACGAUAUCUAAUCCUUCAGUACAAUCACAAUUGCCACAGGCACAAAUAAAUUUAAUGGGAUCGACAAUACCAAAUAUUAAUAGUUCAGUGAUUAAUAAUGCCAAUAAUACUAUGUUCAUCAGUACACAGUCAUUUAGCACACCUUCUUUAACGACUAUGAGUUCUGCAAAUACGCUUCCUCAAAAUCUUAAUGCUAAUAGUAAUUUGUUUGAUAGUUUAAAUCAACAAGUGCUCAAUGAUCAACAAACAUUGAAUAAUAAUACUGCAUCUUCAAAUACGGAUCUUCUGUCGGAUUUAGAUACUUUAAAUUCUGGUGGUCCUAUGGACAGACAAACGAACAAUACCAAUAAUUCCAAUCUUUUUACGAACAUGAGUUCUCCUGUUGUGGCUAACCAAGGAGGAUCAAUUGGAUUACCGCCUGUUACAAAUCUUCUUACUCCUACUACAACCAAUUCCAAAACAUCAUACCAGAUAUCGAGUAAUACACCUGUACAAGUUGGAUCUACAUGGGCUGGUUCAGGAUUGAAUAUAGACCUCGACAAUAUAAUGGGAAGUAAAAUCAAACAAGCAGGACCUGCACCAACGAUGAACCAGCUGGCAACUAAUAGUCCACAACAUCAAAUUAAACUUAUGACAUCACCAACAAUGGGAUAUGCAUCACCUAUGAUUCAACCACAACAACCAAAACAGCAACAAGCAAAUCCAGCAUUUUUCCCUGCAUUUCAAUGAACUUUUAACUAAUUGAAUGCUGAUAUUAGUGAACUCAAAGGCAUAAACUGAAGUUAAAAUAAAUUUUCUAUUUUCUGGGCGGAUAAUCUAAUUAUAUAUACAGGGUGCAGCUGUAAACAAUUACAUAAUAUAAAUGUGAAAAGCAAAAUGGUCAGUAAAAUAUAUUGCAUAAUCAUGUGUUCACGAAUAAUUGAAAAAGAAGUAUUUUCAAUUUUUGAAUUUUGCAUAAUUUUGAGUUGAAUAGUUCGUUAAUGUUUCACUACAUGAAUUUUAUUAUUAUUACCUUACUUUUGUCAAUUAAUUAAGAAAACGGAAAAGCAAUUUAUCGAGGAAGGUAAUACAUAUACUCGCGACAAGUGCUACAUAAUAAAUUACAAGACUAGUUGAAAACUUUAGAGCAACUGUAUAGAUUAUUAAGUUUCAAUAUAUCUGCGAGCAUGUAUUUGUCAAAGUGAUACUUCUAGAUAAUAUAUGUUCUCAGUAACAUUCCGCAAUAUAAAUAUUGCAUUUUUGUAAUGAAUAUUUAUAUUAUUUGCAAAUUAUGCGGGAACAAAUCAAGACGGACUUGUCCUAAACGUUUUAUACAUAAUGUAAAUUGAAUUUUACGACGAAUCAGGAUUAUGCCUUACGUGUAUAAUGUAUUAUAAGAAUGUAUGCAUGAAAGUGACAUAUAGAAACAUGUGGGAAUGUAGUAUACUACUACUUUUAUUUACUACUGAAUAUGAGACAUUCUGUUAAACGUUAUUUAAUGUUUCGAGGGAAUGGAGAAUGCUUUUACAAUGGUUGAAUAUAGUUAAAUAUAAUUAUUGCAGCCUUUAGAAAGCUGCGCUUACAUUGUUAACUUAACAAUGUAAAAAUCGUUUCACUUUUCUAUUAUGAAUAUUUAAUGUUGAUGAUAUUCGUCUAUAAGGAAGAAUAAACAGACGCAAUAACAUCACUAAUCAUAAGUGCUUCCCUAUUAUAAUUAAUUUUGCACGAAACAGAAUUUAGUAUUAUUUAUCGGAGUUAUAUGAAAUUAGUACUAUUUAAGAAAAAAAAUAGAUGAAUAUGAAAACAUGGCAGGACACGAGAUAUUAUUUUAAAGAAAAAGCACAGGCACAAUAUCGGCGCAACAGAAUGUUUCCGCGCUUUAAGAACGUUCUACUCAGCAUGGUGAUUUAAUAAUAUUAUGUGUUUAUGGUCCAUUGUAAACUAUUCGAGGAGUUUGUAGCUAUGUAAUUACAUCACUACAAGAAAUUUAAUCAUCCUUGUGAUUGAAUGAUAUUCUAGAAGUUUUUUAAAGUAGGCAAAGAAAGUAAAAACUACUAAAUAGCACUUCCUUAGUUACUUGUUACUAACAAUAAAGAAAUGCAUAUCUUUCCGAAUAAUUGUUUACAUAACAAUCAAGAAGAAAAAAGAUAAUUAUUAAUACUUAAGUAUUAACUAUAUUAGAUUAUUAAGUAAUAUUUCCUUUAUGUGUGCUGUUUAUUAGCAAUGAUUCCAUAAAUCUUUGCUGCAUGAUACUGAAAUAUAUUAUGGAAUGGUUUGUUAUAGAAUACUUAAUAAUGAAAAGAAGUUGCAAAUUUUGCCUGCAUGCUGUAUUCGUUAUUUUUUAUUUGCAAUUGUAUACAUAUCUUACGUAUAUUAUAUAUUUCGUAGUAAAAACUCUUUAUGUGUCAGUUAUAUUUUAAUAUAAUGAAUACUGUAAGCUUUUGUUAUGUAUAAUAUAAAAGAAGAAAAAUUUAGGAAGUUAUUUCAGAAUUUGCAGCAAAGUUUAAUUUUGUAUUUACGUAUAUUCUUAAACAAAUGAUUUUGGCGAUCUAUUGCUUUUAUAGAACAUGUAUUAUAACUACUAAUAUACUUAGUACAGGUGUCCUAAACACAUUCUACAUGUUUAAGAGUAUUUUACAUCAGGCAGUUUUAUUGUUAAGUUGUUAUCAAAUCCCGUUUGAAUUAUUAUAACUUGAUAUGGAAUUAUUACUUACAGGCUUCUAUACGAGUAUCAGAGACUGAAUCUUGUAAAGGAAAAACGAAUCCUUUGCAUUUUCCAUUAUUUGAGCAUUUUAUAUGAAACAAAAUGUUUGAUGUAGAUGGGAAUAUAUUUUUAAAGUAUUAAAAUAUACAUAGAUAUGUGUAUCAGUAUAUGUACAUACACAUGUGUGUAUUAUUGUACAAACACAAACAAGUAUAGUCAAUAUGAGUAGGCGUGAUACCAUCAUUGAAGCCGCUUUGAUAUACAGAGGCAUGUUUACAGUCUAGAACUUACAGAGGCCUUUAUAAAGUCAAAAUGGAUAAAAAUUAGAAUCGUCUAAAUUAAAUUACUUCUUUUUUUGUUAAUGAAUGAAAUUUAUAAACUUUUAUGUAAAACAUUGGUUGAAAGUUAUAUAUACUUAAAAAUUAAUAUCAAUUUAUAGUUGACGAAUAUGAAAGAAAAGUGAUAUUUAUCUCCUUCAAAUAUACUUCACUAAUUUCUGUUUAAGUACGAAUUGUAUUUUAUGCUAUUUGCGCGCGAUGAUAUUGUUCAUUGUACGUUUAUCGAGUAUGAUUUAUAAAUUUUAUUUAAUUACACUUUGUUAAUGUCAUUUAUGUAAUUGUUACAAGUAUACUUAUAAGUUUGUGAUUGUUUAUUAUGUACAUAUGAAACAAGUGACAAAAAUUUACUAGUUUAUGAAAGUUUCAAAAAUGAUUUUUAUUGUUACAUCUUUAUAUGUGUAUAGUUGCGUUUAUAUCGAAAUAUUUUGCAAAUAAGGAGUAUUAGAUUGAAAUCAUUAAGCAAUACAUGUAUACUGGUACAUAUCAAUGUUAAUCGCGCGUUUAGAACAUAUAGUUACAUAGGCCUUGCCGUUCUAUGUAUAAACAAAUUAUUAUUCCUCUGAUACAAAAUUCAGGAUAGUCAUUAUGUCGCUUACGAUACAUACGUGCGAAUGAUAACAGAUAUUUUACUUGUCGAUUCUGGACUGAAUAUUGUUUACAGUAGUCGCGAUAUUUGUAAUUAUUAAUUCAGGUAUUUAUAUUUACAUCACAGUUUUAUCGUUAUUAAAUGCUCAUUGGUGCUGGUGUUAAUACGAAUUAUUAACUAUUUUA